Molecule: messenger RNA, 1060 nt
Organism: Daldinia decipiens
Lineage: Eukaryota; Fungi; Ascomycota; Sordariomycetes; Xylariales; Hypoxylaceae
Exons: 2
Coding region: 181-729 (182 amino acids)
Source: RefSeq, a predicted model, not a curated record
GCGUAUUAAGUUAUUCGUGGAAUAUGAGUUCAAUCCCCACUAAUCUGUAGAUGGGUAUAUUCAAGGUCCUGACAGUCUUUCUCAACGCUCCUUUUUAAUGUUCUAGCUCACAUACAGGACUUAUUCAACUCCGAGCGUCAAACCUUUGUGCAUUUUCGUUGGCAUAUAUUCUAUCUAGACAUGGUUCAACUAGAAGUAGAUUCACUUGAUGAAGACUUCGUCAAGUCUAUCUCUCACUUAUUGUCGGAUGCUGGCGUACCUUCAGUUCUGUGGGGUGAUUAUCUCCUAACUGUGUACGGAGUACCGUCUAUCAUCGGGGGAAUAGAGUUCGUUGUCCCGGAUGAAAAGGUCUCAGCCGCCGUAGCCGCGCUGAAGGGAUCCAAUCUGAAAAAAUGCCCAGACCCUGGAUCAUGUGUUGUAUCCAGGGAGUAUACACAACAACCAGCCCCAUCUUUCCAUAUGCAUCUUGGAACGUCGGAGGUGGAUGUUUCUAUACGAACGCAUUUUGAAACCCUAUGGUUUAUUCUACCUCCUUCUAAAGAUAUAUUCAGCCAUACUAGGCCACAAGCUUCGCGCUACAUCUUCGCUUCUGACGACUCUAUCCUUCCACGUCCUAGACACGGCAGGGGUCACGGUGCCUUCUCAAAAGAGGGAUUUCCUGUUGUCAUCCCGACUGCACACACCAUUCUUGAGGCGUAUAUGCGCCUAUCUAUUGCGCAUCGGGAGUAAUAUAGCGGUUUUUACCUCGGCAUGAUGACAUACAUUGCAGAGUACAUCGAUGCGGACGGACUCUUGGACGAUACACAGCUGCCGGAAUUAUGCCGUAGAUUCUGGCACGAUUUCAAAGACGGCCAGCGACAAACUAGGGAAAUGAUGGAUGAACUCCAGGACUACUUUGACAAGGAGAGCACAGAAAAAAGACGUGGUGGAUGGUGGUCAAUCACAAGACUUAUAACUUCUUGGCUUGGCACAAAUGGCGGAAAAUAGGUAUAUUUUCGAGUAGCUUAAAACAUUAUCACCAGCUUCUAGUAGUCUAUUUAAGAGUAAUAUAUACAUUAAC